GUUAUGCCUUGCCAAACCAAACAACAGACAGGUGUCUCUAGUACAUACCACUGGCUCAAAAGAAAGACUCAAAGAAGACUUUCAACUGAACAUUCAGGAUAUGAUCCCUCUGGUGUUGAGAGAUCCACAAACUUGUGAAUUAUGAAUAGCAACAUAUCCCAGCUAGAUAACGAAACAAUACGGAUGCUUGAGAACCGAACCAUUGCUGUGGUCCUCCCAAUCGUGUACUCGUUGGUGGCCCUCAUCAGCAUCCCUGGGAAUCUCUUUUCCCUCUGGGUGCUUUGCCGAACCAAACCCAAAUCACCUUCUGUCAUUUUUAUGAUCAACCUUUGCAUCACUGACCUCAUGUUGGCUGUAGCUCUUCCUUUUCAGAUCUUCUAUCACCUGAACAACAAUAACUGGACCUUUGGGAAUGUCCUCUGCAACCUGGUGACAGUUGUCUUCUACACCAACAUGUACUCCUCCAUACUGACCAUGACCUGCAUCAGCGUAGAGCGGUUCCUGGGAGUUGUGUACCCCCUGACCUCUACUAGGUGGAGAAGGAAGAGAUAUGCGGUUUUGGCUUGUGUAGGCAUAUGGCUCCUUUUACUGCUUGCCCUGUCCCCCUUGGCUAUCACAGACCUGACCUAUGAAGUAAAAGCCCUGGGGAUCAUCACCUGCUUUGAUGUCCUCAAGUGGAAUAUGCUGCCCAGCCUUGCAAUGUGGGCCAUCUUCCUCUUCACCUUGUUCAUUCUUCUCUUCCUCAUUCCCUUCAUUGUGACUGUGGCCUGCUACACUGCCACCAUCCUCAAGCUGAUUCGGACUUCAGGAAGAUAUGGGAAUGGACAGAAAAGCCGGUCCAUCUGUCUCGCUGGCAUUGUCCUCCUCACCUUUGUCACCUGUUUUGCUCCUAACAACUUCAUACUCCUAGUGCACAUGGUCAGUCGCCUAUAUUUCAACAAGAGCUAUUAUCACAUCUAUAAGCUUACGCUCUGUCUCAGCUGCCUCAACAACUGCUUGGACCCCUUCAUUUACUACUUUGCCUCCAAAGAGUUUCAUCAGAAAUUAAGGAAGUUCCUCGGCAAAAAUGCGCUCUUCAGUGAUAGCUCAGAAGCCAGAAGGGAAAGUUUAUUCUCUGCCAGGACACUGUCAGGCCGGUCAAUGUCAAGCGGACAGGGGGAAGGGUCAGCUGGAGGCAGCCGGGCCUGUUUGCAAAGGCAGGAAAGUUUGUUUUAAUGAUAGUAUGUGAGCCAGAAGGGCAAAGCUGAGGCCCAUGAGAGACGAAUGUGAAAGAAUGAAGGUAAAAAGCCCAUCUUUUUCAGGUUUGAAAAAGGCUUGAGGUUUCCUCUCUUGUUAUUAGAGGCAGUAAAGGUCCUUUCUUGAGGAGGUGGCUAAAAUGAGCUAAAGUGGAAAUACUUCCUAUUACAUCAGGCACAGAGUACCCUGUGGGCUUCAAAGGCAUGGAUUCCUGAAAAGAAAAAAAAAGGAAAAGCAAAGCAGUGAGAAAUAAUCAGGUCCAUUCUCUGGGUAGGAAGUCAGAGAUUAAAUACUUCUUAACCUGGAGAGACAGAGAAGAAUGCCUUUCACAGACUCAGCUACUUUCCUACCUCUGUCUCAACUACAGAUUCUCCUUCAGCAGGACUGUGCUCAUAGCCCUUGACAUACCAGAUACAUCCUCCCCUCCUGGCCCUGUCUUAGGGUCAAGUGUUGGACUAGAUGACCCCCGAGAUCCUUCCAGCUCUAAAGCUAUGAUCAUAUGACUUUAUGUGCUCACACAGCCAGGUUUUUCCUUGUCAUUUGUCGUUUGGGAGUGUUUUCUGAUAAAAAGACUAAUCAAGCCACAGUGGAGGGUUAUAGAUGAGUGGGCAUUUUUUGAGUGGUAAAGGCAUUGGCCAGGUCCAACCAUCCCUAAAGACCAAGCCACCACACAGGUCAUGAGCAAUCCACAUUGGGUGUUCACCAAGAACUGACAAGAUGACCCAUGACACCAGACUGUCUUUGCUGUGGUAAAUUUCUGCAGCCAUGGAAAGACAUGGUUUGAGAGUUCCUUGUUUGGGGUAUGCCACAUCCUCUAUGAAAAAAACAAGAGAAAGCUACAUGCUAAGUAGUGUCUCCAAGUGUACAAUGUGGUAUCAGGUGCACCAUUCUAACUGUAUCGGAUCAGCAUUAACAGAGCUGCCCUUAGAGCAGCCUCUUGCCACUAGACUUGACAAUUCUCUCAUAUGCCUGAUGGUAAAAUCAGGCUCUUUGUGUGCUCCUGAGCCUUUUGAUGUGGUUUAAGUUUCCUGACAUAUGUCUUUCUAUACCUAAGUCUUCCUCUUUCUGAGAGUUGCCAAUUUGUGACAUUUAGCUAAAUAAUAUUGCAGAGAUGAACCAAGCUGACCUCACUGAAAGUUAAUGUGGUUAUGGUGGGCAAUGAAAACUGGGGGGGGGGGGAAGGAUGAUAGCCUAUGGGUAAGUGAGGCAAAGGGAUUGGUCUAUCCUUUGCUUGCAAAGCUCUAGAGUUAGGAAUAUACUAGGUAUAAGACCCAGCCCUGCUAAAAUGGUAUCAAGAGCUAAAAGGCAUAAAAAGAGAGGGGGGUGGGGAAAUGGUGAAGGAGGGGAGAAAUUAGAUGUAUGAUUUCAUUUGUAUAUAGACCUCUUAGUGAGUAAACUCACAGACCUUCCCCUAACCCAAGGAUUUUUCCACAGCAGGAGUAAAAGAGAGGGAAGAGAGUGGGCUGAAGUUGGAAUCAGAGAACUAUAAUACUGGGAGGCCGAGGACUGGUAGUCAGAAAAACCUGGGUUCUGGUCCUAGAUACACCAUUGGCUUAUUAUAUAACUUUGGAGAAUGUACACUCAUGAUGAGCCAACUAUGGAUGUCCUGCUUGUUUAUCCGGAAUUGACUCUCACAGAGGGUACACCUUGUGUUAAGCCAUUUGUCUGAAUGGGAACCCUAUCCACCAAAAGAGUUUCCUCCUCUGUAAAAUGAAAUGAUUAUCCUAGAAGUUCUCUGAGGCUGCUGAUAGUCUAUGUUUUAAGCUAGAUUAUGGUCCUUCUUCUGCUCUACAGACUCCCCUUUAUCUGAAGUUUGUGAAUUUUUAUAAGGAUUAGCCAUCACAUAAGGGCACUAAUAAACUGAGAUGUGCCAAUGUUUCUGAAUGUCAAUCUAUUUUUCAUUGUAUAUUGUUGGGAUUAUCAGGGCAGGAGAACGUUCUGUUGCUCUUGACCUUAUACCAAUAGAACAUGAAAAUACCUGCAGUGUUGGAUGGGGGUUGAGGAAAGUUCGUGGAAACAGAGUCACAAUUAUGCCAGGACAACUGGGGCUGUGUCCCAGGGAACUGAUAUCAAAGGUGAUGCUGCUCAUUCUGAGCUAAGACCAACCUCCCUUCCUUACUUAGUUAUAGGGCCACAACCUUCCACCUACAGCAUCUCUCCCAUGUCCCUCUUGUGGUUCCUUUUGCCAUUACUGCAUUGGGACCAACCAAGGCGAAUCACCCUCUGUCACAUGGCCAAACCUGAGGCCCUAACAUCUGUGGGUUGUCCAAGAUCAUCAAGGCAACCGAGAUCAGGGACAAUGAACUUGUCCCUGCUGCUUGAAUUCCUAGUUUAUACCUAUUAACAUGAGAAGAGAGCAAAAUGCAAUGUUGUUUUGUUAUCCAAGAUACUAUACUGAUGGUUUUGCUUAGCAGGAUAGAAUUUUACCAAACGUCUUAGCAAAAGAAGUCUUCGCCUGGUUUGCAAGUCACAGAAGAAAAACUGCAUGACCCUGUGGUGAGCUGUGCAAAUAAAAAGCAUGCCAGGUGUGUGUAUAUGCUUGGGGGAGGAGGUGACGAAGAGAAGGGGAAGCAUGCCUACCCAACCAGCAAAAAAUUGUGUAAAAUAGAUGUCACUUGUUCUGAAUACAAAAUACAAUUGGACAAACCUUGCUAUGGCCAAGAUCUGCUGUAGAGUGACCCUGGAGUCAGAAGAAAAGGCUUUACAUUUUGCAUACUGUUCUUUUAUUUGAAAUGCUAAUGUUGACUGCAUGUUAUUGUCUACAGCAGGCAUUCAUUCUGUUUGGUUUGGGUGUUCAUGCAGAAGGCUCAGCGUGGGGAACUUAUA
Messenger RNA from Trichosurus vulpecula (common brushtail), 4062 nucleotides. It is a transcript of the gene P2RY8, whose product is annotated as P2Y receptor family member 8. Gene Ontology annotation, molecular function: G protein-coupled purinergic nucleotide receptor activity. Bases 142 to 1215 code for a protein of 357 amino acids. The record is from RefSeq and is a predicted model, not a curated record. Gene Ontology annotation, biological process: phospholipase C-activating G protein-coupled receptor signaling pathway; positive regulation of Rho protein signal transduction. Lineage: Eukaryota; Metazoa; Chordata; Mammalia; Diprotodontia; Phalangeridae. Gene Ontology annotation, cellular component: membrane. The transcript is spliced from 2 exons.